This is a messenger RNA of Saimiri boliviensis boliviensis (Bolivian squirrel monkey), 2934 nucleotides long. It is a transcript of the gene DUSP3, whose product is annotated as dual specificity phosphatase 3. Gene Ontology annotation, biological process: protein dephosphorylation; negative regulation of T cell receptor signaling pathway; negative regulation of T cell activation. NCBI's taxonomy places the organism in Eukaryota, Metazoa, Chordata, Mammalia, Primates, Cebidae. The record is from RefSeq and is a predicted model, not a curated record. Gene Ontology annotation, cellular component: cytoplasm; cytosol. Gene Ontology annotation, molecular function: MAP kinase phosphatase activity; protein tyrosine/serine/threonine phosphatase activity.
GAGCCCGGCGGGCCCGCCCCCGGGGCGGAACGGGGCGGCUCCCGGCGCGAGCCCCCGCCCAGCCGACCCGCCGCUCUCUCCCCCUCGCUCGCUCCGCCGGGCGUGCAGGGCCCCGCCGCCGCCGCCGCCAUGUCGGGCUCGUUCGAGCUCUCGGUGCAGGAUCUCAACGACCUGCUCUCGGACGGCAGCGGCUGCUACAGCCUCCCGAGCCAGCCCUGCAACGAGGUCACCCCGCGGAUCUACGUGGGCAACGCGUCUGUGGCUCAGGAUAUCCCCAAGCUGCAGAAACUGGGCAUCACCCAUGUCCUGAACGCGGCUGAGGGCAGGUCCUUCAUGCACGUCAACACCAAUGCCAACUUCUACAAGGACUCCGGCAUCACCUACCUGGGUAUUAAGGCCAACGACACACAGGAGUUCAACCUCAGCGCUUACUUUGAAAGGGCUGCUGACUUCAUUGACCAGGCUUUGGCGCAAAAGAACGGCCGGGUGCUGGUCCACUGCCGGGAAGGUUACAGCCGCUCCCCAACGCUGGUAAUCGCCUACCUCAUGAUGCGGCAGAAGAUGGACGUCAAGUCUGCCCUGAGCAUCGUGAGGCAGAACCGUGAGAUUGGCCCCAACGACGGUUUCCUGGCCCAGCUCUGCCAGCUCAAUGACAGACUCGCCAAGGAGGGGAAGUUGAAACCCUAGGGCACCCUGCUGCCUCUGCUCUCGAGGUCCGCAGGGGGAGGCCCUGGGCAAAGGUGUCCCGAGCUGCCAUGUUUAGGAAACACACCGUCCCUGCUCCCAGCAUCACAAGGCACCUGUCUACGAGUCUGCCCCAACACAGCCCUGGGCCACUUCCCCCACCCUGGGGAGCACAUAAAGCAGCUUACCGAGGGGGCAUCCUCGCUCCCUGGUUGUCCUGUUUCUGUAAUUUAUGAUGUCUUUUCCCUGAGAUGGGGGCGCAGAGGGGGAAGGCCUGUGGCCUGCAUGCUUCCCGACGGGCCCAGGGCGGGAGGCGUGUGGACACUCACAGAGGGCCCUUAUGACCUUUCCUCCCCCACCCCCAAAUCCUCUCGAGUGGGGACCUCAACACCUUGAACCCUAGGAAAGGAACUAUGCAAAUGCAGGCCACUAUCCCCACCACGUCCGUGCUCCACCGUCCCCACGGCCUUCCACACCCUGCGCAUAGGAAGCGCGCUCACGUCUUAAGGUCCGAAGCUGGGGCGGGGGCGUCCGGCAGUUAUGAGUGGAGGGAGAUUCCCAGGGCAAGGCUGCAUUUGAAUGAUUUCCUUAGGAUGAAUGGUCCCUACGCAAAGAGGCCCUUCGGUGGGCAAACAGAUUCUCCUGGAGAACCCUCCUAAAUCCAUAGAGUUUUCAACAUGAGACUCUUUGGAAGCUGUGAGUUCGGAAUCCGCUGCUGUGGCGUAUUUCCCUCGGACCUUAUCUCUGCCCCUUCAUUUUUGAGAAGAGCGAUGCCUUUGGCAUGCUUUUUUUCUUUCUUUUUUAGAAAACAGGGUGUUGAAGUCCCGCCUAUUUAAAAACCCCACCAUUUGGAGAAUUACAAGGGUCUUGUCCUGAAUGGUAGUGUUGGCAAGCCCAAGCCAGUGUGCUAACUGCUUUUGUCCUUGCUAUCCCAGGGUCAGGAGGAGGAAGUUGGCCGAUUACAUCGUGUGUGCGUGAGCGUGUGGGGGUGUGCCUCUCGGAAACUCGGCCAGGGGACGAGCAGGGAAGUGACAGGUCCCAGGCACACACCCGGGCCAUUGCAGGUGGCUCUUCUAGCUCUCUGCUGCCAGCACAGGAUCCCUGGAGUGACUCAGCCAGGCAGGCAUGAGACAUGGCGGAGUGUCCACGUGGAUCCUUUACUGGUGGCAGAGCAAAAAACACAAGCAACCUUUUAAAAGACUUUUUAAGGGUGAUAUUGGAAUGCACUAGCCCUCACCUGUGUAUGCACAUUUGCCAGAAUGUAAGAGUUUCAUUUUAAACACAGUCUUGUUAGGAUUUUACGUUACUGUUAUUAUGGAAAAUGAUUGUGAUGCUAUUUAUCUUCAGGGUCACUCUGGGCAAAGAGAAGGUCCUCAGCCAUGCCCCCGGCACGGAGCGUAGAGAUGUCUGAUAAAAGUUGAACAAAUUCAAUGCUUUUUGAGCACCAAAUAUGUGUAGGGCGUUGUUCUGGUGGGUGUAUCAUGCUCCCGGAAGCCUGAAUUCAAGGUAGGAUCACUUGCAAGGCCUUGUGAAGGACUCUUACCUAACAUGAAGGAAAUAUCAGGGACUUUUGUUGACUCUUUACAACUCAGUUUUACAUUUAAGUUCAGGCAGUGUUAACAUGCCAAGGUGGGAAUGUGCCUUUUUCAGAGUUGGCCAGGAGCUCCUGGCUGGGACAUGGAGAAGCAGGUGGGCCAUAAGGCCCCACUCCCGGCGAUGAAGGUCUCUGAUCACACAGGAGCAGCCCUGCCCAGCCUGGUCAUUUGCUGUCCCCUUUUCUCUGUGACCACAGCAGCUCUGAACAACUAGGAUGUGUCUUCUCCAGAUAGUGAAAAGGGUGUCCAGAUAGACCCACCUGAGCGACACGGCCGUCCUCUAAACUGGGUGCCUUGCUGCACAGCUUCCACGUAGCCUUCCAGCCUCAUCAGACCUGAGCCUCGCAGUAACCCAGGAACAACUGAUGUCAAGAAUCACUGAAGAGGCAACAGUGAUGGUCCUUCCAAGUCAAGGCUUCCUCCUGAUUGGAGAUAGAGGACAUUUCAGGUUGAGAGAAUAGAUUGGCUGGAAAGUAACUUUGGUUGCCUCUUACCUCUGCCAAAUUUUGGGGUAGUUUGUGAAAGAAUGAAUUUUCUAGACAGAAAAGGGAGAGCUACCAAAUUGUUUUUUAAAAGGAAGUUUAACGUCCAUUGUAUCACCAAUCAGUGUUAAAACACAAAAACUGUAGCCAAAAUAAAUGUCUUACAUUACAAA